AUGUCUCUUUACCGCAUUGGAGUAGACGUCGGUGGGACCAACACGGAUGCGGCCAUUCUCGACAUCCGCGCCGUCGACACGCCCGGUCGUGGAGUCCUCGCCUCCCACAAGGCUUCUACCACCAGGGACAUCACCAGCGGCAUAGAGUCGGCGAUCCGCGCCGUCAUUCGUGACUCAAAGAUUGACCAGGGUCGUGUUUUGAGCGUCACUAUCGGAACUACGCACUUCAUCAAUGCACUGGUUGAGGCAGAUGCAAGGAGGCUAGACCGGGUCGCUGUCGUUCGACUAUGCGGCCCCUUUACACGGCAGCUUCCGCCUUUUUCGGACUUCCCUGUCGGUCUCCGGAGUAUCCUUGAUGGAGGAGUCCACUAUCUCGACGGUGGUCUUGAGAUUGAUGGGAGAGAGAUUGCGCCUCUGAACCCUCAGCAAAUCAGACAAGCUGCCCGAGAUAUCCUUGCAUCAGGCAUCAAGGCUGUUGCUCUCGUCGGCGUUUUCUCUCCACUCGACCACGAGGGUCUGCACGAGGAACAGUGCAAGAAAAUCAUCCUCGAUGAGGCUCCAGAACUUUUAGUUGUGUGCUCUCACGACAUUGGACCUACUGGCUUCCUGGAGCGAGAGAAUGCCACCAUCCUCAACGCCGCUAUCCUCCGGACAGGCCUCCGGGUCAAGAAGGGCUUUAAGCGAGCAAUGGCACGACUUCAACUCACUUGUCCACUCUACCUUUCUCAAAACGAUGGUACCUUGAUCGAUGCCGACACUGCAGCCGAGUAUCCUAUCAAGACCUUUGCCAGUGGUCCUACAAAUAGUAUGACGGGUGCUGCGUUCCUGGCUGGACUUGAUUACAAGAAGCAAGCGGACGCAACAUCCGAACCCGACUCGGUGGAACCUCAAGUCCUUGUCGUCGAUAUUGGUGGUACUACCACUGAUGUGUGCGCCCUGUUGCCUUCAGGUUUUCCCCGUCAGGCCCCCGGCUUCGUCGAAGUUGGAGGUGUUCGCACAGCCUUUUCCAUGCCUGAAGUCGUCUCUAUUGGCUUGGGUGGCGGCAGCAAGGUCCAGGCCGACUCCGAGACUGACAAGCUUACCAUUGGACCUGCUUCUGUUGGUCAUUGUAUUCAGCAAGAGGCCAAGGUGUUUGGAGGCCAGACCUUGACGGCGAGUGACAUUGUUGUUGCUCUGGGCAAGGCAGAGCUUGGAGAUGCCGCUCUCGUCAAGGAUGUACCUGGGUCAGUUGUCGAAAAGGCGCGCAAGGAGCUGAAGAAGAUGUUGGAGGGUGUUGUUGAGCAGAUGAAGGUCUCUUCAGCUCCAACUCACGUUCUCCUCGUCGGAGGUGGUGCUCUGCUUGUUACUGAGGAUCUCGACGGCGUGGACAAGUGCAUCGUACCGAUUCACCAAGGCGCUGCCAAUGCUGUUGGUGCUGCGAUUGCCAAGGUCUCUGGCGAGAUUGACAUUGUCGAGAUCCCUGAAGGACGUUCUGAAAAGGAGGUUAUCGACGCUGCAUGCGCCAAGGCUGUUGAUCUGGCUGUUCAGAAGGGAGCAGCCAAGGAAGGCGUGCAGAUUGUUGAGAUCAACAAGAUGCCUCUUCAAUAUACGCCCAAUGGUGCGAUGCGCAUUCAGAUUCGGGCCGUCGGUCAUCUUGCAAUUCCCAGCGAGUUGACCCCUCCCUCUUCCCCUCCUUUGUCGACGGAGCAAGAAUAUGAGGAGGAUGAGGGGGACAAGGUCAGCGUACCUGAUGCCCUGGUUCCCACCUACAAGCCAUCUCUCCACGUCGAUUUGGAAACCUACCGGCCUGACGUACAAGAUGGCAUUUGGUACGUGUCAGAAGUUGACUUGGAGAUGAUGGCUACCGGAUGCGGAGUUCUUGGAACUGGAGGCGGUGGUCCUACGCAUCACGAAUUUCUCAAGGGCUUGCACGCUCUACGAACCGGGGGUCACAGGAAGAUGAGGAUUAUUUCUCCAAAGUCUCUCAAGGAUGACGCUGUCCUUUGCUUUGGCUCUUGGUACGGUAGUCCCAGUGUUAUCAACGAACGGAUCGCUGGUGGGACCGAGAUUUCUUCUGGCAUCAAUGCUGUCAACAAGGUUGUUGGGAACAAGUCUUUUGAUGGCAUGUUUAUUGAUGAGAUUGGUGGUGGAAACGGUCUGAGUGCUUUUCCUACCGGCGUUCACUUUGACGUCCCGGUUGUUGAUGGAGAUGCUAUGGGUCGAGCUUAUCCUACCAUGUAUCAUGCCACUUUCAGCGUGUACGGUCAUUCUCUCGUUCCUUGUGUGGUCUCUGACGCCCGGGGAAAUGCAGGCGUGGUUCUGCAACAGAAUGCGGACUCACCUGUAAGGUUGGAGAGUAUCCUUCGAAAUACUGCCAUCGAGCUUGGUCUAGGCUGCGCUGUGUGCGCGAACCCGCUGUCCGGCGCAGCGAUCAAGUCCCACGGUGUCCCCAACACCCUCUCUCUAGCGUGGUAUCUCGGCCGCGCUGUUCAUGCUGCUCGGCGCCAGAAGUCGAGUUACAUAGAUGCCAUUUUUGACGUCUGUGCUGGAAAGCUCCUCUUCACUGGCAAGAUUAUUGAUGUCCGUCGUCAUGUUGGCGGCGGCUACACCAUGGGAGCUGUUGUCAUUGCUCCUCUGAAUGAAGAUGAGCGAGAGUCUGCUGGCUCAAGUCAACAAUCUGCCCCGACUGACAGCCACAUGUUUAUCCCCUUCCAGAACGAGUAUCUGUACGCCGCCUUGAGCGAUGCGGAUGGCUCGGAAGAUUCUCAGAAGGUGGUAUGCACAGUCCCAGAUCUCAUUUCUAUCUUGGGCCAGGAUGGCGAGGGUAUUGGCUCUCAGGAUUUAAGGUAUGGUCUGAGGGUUAACGUCAUUGCGCUACCUUCGCACCCGCUUUGGAAGUCGGAGGAGGGUAUCAAGGUGGGAGGACCGGAAGGAUUUGGACUCAAGAUGCCAUUCACCGGAGUUGAUAACGACUUUACCGAGGCCCGGAGUGUUAUUGAGGAGUUUGGGGUAUAA
Fusarium vanettenii 77-13-4 is the source of this 2994-nucleotide messenger RNA. RefSeq lists its product as uncharacterized. Gene Ontology annotation, biological process: glutathione metabolic process. The transcript is spliced from 5 exons. Gene Ontology annotation, cellular component: cytosol. The record is from RefSeq and is a predicted model, not a curated record. Gene Ontology annotation, molecular function: 5-oxoprolinase (ATP-hydrolyzing) activity. NCBI's taxonomy places the organism in Eukaryota, Fungi, Ascomycota, Sordariomycetes, Hypocreales, Nectriaceae. The coding region runs from base 1 to 2994 and encodes 997 amino acids.